Messenger RNA from Penicillium concentricum, 966 nucleotides. RefSeq lists its product as uncharacterized. Gene Ontology annotation, biological process: reciprocal meiotic recombination. The record is from RefSeq and is a predicted model, not a curated record. Bases 1 to 966 code for a protein of 321 amino acids. Gene Ontology annotation, molecular function: ubiquitin protein ligase activity. The transcript is spliced from 5 exons. Lineage: Eukaryota; Fungi; Ascomycota; Eurotiomycetes; Eurotiales; Aspergillaceae. Gene Ontology annotation, cellular component: synaptonemal complex.
AUGGACUUUUCCCUAAGAUGCAAUUCUCUGAAGUGUCGGGCAGAAUUGAAAGAGAAAGCAGUGGUGACAACCUGCUCACACAUCUUCUGUCAUGCAUGCGCAGAAAGCCUGGGGCUCUCUCGUCCAACCACCAGCAAUCGGCACUGUCCUGCGUGUCAGACCGUACUUCUCAAUCCUGAUGACGCUGUCUCGACCAUCUUGAAUCCGACAGAGGACUACAAAACAAGCGUGUUGAGUGGGUUAGAUCCGAACACAAUCAUGGAAUGUGCUGGUCGCGCACUUGCAUUUUGGGCAUAUCAAAGCACACAGGAGAUAUUCUACCAGGAGUACCGAGCGAAGACGCUUACGGAGAAAUACGCCAACCUGAACACGCAGAUGGAUAAGGUCAUCCACAAUGCCAAUACAGAGAUCUUGUCACUGCAAAACAAGCUGUCCGACAUGCAAUCAACUCAAGAAGACCUUCAAAAGAAAAAUCAGGAAUUGAAUGAUAUGUACCGCGAUAAGAACAACAAACUCGCUCAAAUGACCAAUCUCUACAACCUCCUCAAAGCUCGUGCCAUGCGGUCCCGGAUGCAGACCGCAGCCUCAGACACAGUCUCCCAAGCUCUCUCAUCGCUCAAUGCCCCUCCUCCUGUUUCCGUUGCUCGAUCUGAUGUCUCAACGCUACCUUCUACCUCCAUUACACGGCAUCCCAAGACACCCACUUUUCCCGUCAACCCAGAUGGAGUUGAGCAGCUUCAUCGGUACCAACGAAGCGGCACUGGUAGUUCCAAGAUGGCAAAGACAAAGACAUCUCGCGAAGCCCCAAUGCCGCCCCCUGCUCGGCCAAACUGGGAUGGGCAAAAUAGCAGAGGUCCAGAUUCCACUCUACAACAUCGUACUCGACUCCCACGUAUUUCUCGGACUUCGACUGUCUCCUCUGAGUUUCCUCCUGGUGAUGCUAUUAUACAGCGGUUUGGAAGUUAA